Dicentrarchus labrax (European seabass) is the source of this 819-nucleotide messenger RNA. Its product is annotated as ATP-binding cassette sub-family A member 7. The record is from RefSeq and is a predicted model, not a curated record. The coding region runs from base 310 to 819 and encodes 169 amino acids. The transcript has 5 exons. Lineage: Eukaryota; Metazoa; Chordata; Actinopteri; Moronidae.
CCCUUUCUCACAGAUUGACUCUCUCACACAGGUGGAAUUUCUCUCAUAGCAGGAAACACAGGGAGAAGACAGGUUGUCGUAAACAGCGGCGUCGUUCAAGGAGGAUUUAUUUGCUCCUUUUUUUAUUAUUAUUAGUUUAUUUUCCAGCACGCAUUUUGUUCUGUUUUACUCCCAUAAACGACUGAUGGAAAGGGCAUCCUGCUAGGUCCCACCUAGCGCCAUGUCCUCCCUAACGAACCUGCGACCUACAGUCAGUUAACAAAUAGUUUGACCCAUUAGGAGGACGUACGCAGCCAGCCUCCUUCCGUGAUGGCCUUCUUUCGGCAGCUGCAACUUCUUCUCUGGAAGAAUGGGCUGACAGUCAUCAGACAGCCGCUAUGGUCCCUGACUUUGAUCAUCUGGCCUCUGAUUAUCUUCAUCAUCAUCGCUGUGACCCGCAACCAGUUCCCUCCAGUAGUAAAAGAUACAUGUUAUGUGGCACCCCGAAACCUCCCCAGCACGGGCUUCUUCCCUUUCCUUCAGACCCUCAUGUGCAACACAGACAGCAGCUGUCAUAACAAAUCACGCCUGGCGGACCCAACAGCAUCAAAGUCAUCUCUGAAAUCCUCACGGAAAAAAAGGUCGACCACGUUGAACGGUUCCCCUCUGGCAGACCUGAUUCAGGGGGAUAGUUUCGACCUUUCCUUCUUGAAGGACUCCAGCAAUGAUCCUACAGAACUGGUUGAUUUCUUGAACAACAUUCUUAACGGACCCUUCUACUGUGCUUUUCAAGCCAAGAGACAUUUCUUUUUCCAAACAUUCCAGCCCAACUUCUGGUAA